Ixodes scapularis (black-legged tick) is the source of this 928-nucleotide messenger RNA. RefSeq lists its product as uncharacterized. The record is from RefSeq and is a predicted model, not a curated record. The transcript is spliced from 8 exons. NCBI's taxonomy places the organism in Eukaryota, Metazoa, Arthropoda, Arachnida, Ixodida, Ixodidae. Bases 215 to 928 code for a protein of 237 amino acids.
AAAGAAGCCACAUGUCAAGUUUUUUCGAAUUCCACGUGACCCAAGGUCAAAAGCAUGGCUACAGUACGCCAGACGUCCUGAGCUCCUAGGAAAGACAGCCAAGGAGCUCUAUGAGGGGUAUCGCCUGUGUAGUGAGCAUUUCACAGCCAAGGACUUUUUGGAUCCUGGGAAGACAAGGCUGACCAAAACGGCUAUCCCUACGGUUCGGCCGCAAAUGCUUAGGCCAUCUGUAACAGCCCAAGAAGAACCGGUGGCAACAACAUGCCCCUGUGACGUUCCAUUGGAGGGAAACAGAAUGUCGCAUCCCACAGCAGCUUAUGAAAAGCCGAUGGCGGAACCAAGCCCCGGGGAUGUUCGAAUGGAAGGCAGUGGAACGUCACCUUCGGCAGCUGCUCAUGAACAACCGAUGGCGACAAGCCCCUGUGGUAUUUCACUGGAGGGUACCAGCGCGUCACAUUCCAUAGCGGCCUGUGAGCAAAUGGGGAUGGCCAGCUCUCCUGGCCAGCUUUUGGACCACAGCACUCCAUCUUCGUCUGUUGGCUAUUCUGAAUCAUCUGGAACCUGCUCUGGUCGUUCAACACCUGCUUCCGCCAAGCUCUCAAGGAGGCCCAGGGACGUCAUAAAACGCCUACAAGCAAAGGUUUCCAGUUACAGAAAGACAAUAUCAAGACUGCGCAAGCAACAGAAGCAAAUGCCUCAAACAGCUGCCGAAGCACUUGAAAUGGUGCGUCCGUUUGUGACAGACGAGGUUUUCGGACUUAUCUCGUCACAUGUAAAAUUAGGGCGCAAGGGACGAGGAAAACGGUUUCCACUGUGGCUCAAGAAGUUUGCUUUGCAUGUGGCUGUCGAACGUAAAAAUGACUCCUGGUAUUAUACCUGGUGUCAUGUCCUCCAUCGAAUCUCAAACGCGGUCUUGGAAUGCACGUGA